This is a messenger RNA of Mesorhabditis spiculigera, 252 nucleotides long. The record is from the annotation of a GenBank genome assembly. NCBI's taxonomy places the organism in Eukaryota, Metazoa, Nematoda, Chromadorea, Rhabditida, Rhabditidae.
AUGCGCGAUUUUUGUUCAGCGCAUUGGGUCAUUGCCGACCUAUUCGUUCAAUUUAGGGAUAGCACAUUCAAGAAAACCGACCACAUCUUCACCCGCGAAAUCAAGCAGUUCUGCGACAAAUUGGCCAACUUUGCCGCAAACUACUGUACAAAUCCGGAUAUUUUACGAGUCCCCAGAUAUCAAUACCCCUGCGGGAUCUACAAGUACAAGUGUAUUGACGUGUACACUGAAGUCAUCUAUGGAUGGGGCCGA